This is a messenger RNA of Hevea brasiliensis (rubber tree), 1564 nucleotides long. RefSeq lists its product as uncharacterized. The transcript is spliced from 3 exons. Gene Ontology annotation, molecular function: protein-folding chaperone binding. Lineage: Eukaryota; Viridiplantae; Streptophyta; Magnoliopsida; Malpighiales; Euphorbiaceae. Bases 214 to 1236 code for a protein of 340 amino acids. Gene Ontology annotation, cellular component: cytosol. The record is from RefSeq and is a predicted model, not a curated record.
AAAAAAUAAACAGUGUCGUUAUUUCUGGAAACUUCCACAGGAUUCUCAGAUCAUCAGGUGAGCAAAACCAUACGAGCACCACACGCAAGUAAUACACCACCACCACCACCAACAUCAUCAAGUGCAGAGCUUCGAAACCCGCCGUCACCGAGCAGAGAACCGAAGCUUUUGUUUGUUUGAAGGGAAAGGAAAGGAAAGGAAAGAAUAGAAAGGAUGGGGGUAGAUUACUACAAGAUCUUACAAGUAGACAGGAAUGCGAAAGAUGAUGACUUGAAGAAGGCUUAUAGGAAGCUUGCCAUGAAAUGGCAUCCUGAUAAGAACCCCAAUAAUAAGAAAGAGGCUGAAGCUAAGUUUAAACAAAUCUCCGAGGCCUAUGAGGUUCUCAGUGAUCCCCAGAAAAGAGCAGUAUAUGACCAAUAUGGUGAAGAAGGUCUAAAAGGCUCGGUGCCACCCCCUGAUGCUGGUGGAACUUCCUACUUCUUCACUGGAGAUAUUCCUGCAUCAUUCCGAUUCAAUCCACGGAGUGCUGAUGAUAUUUUUGCAGAGUUUUUUGGGUUUUCAAGACCAUUUGGAGGCAUGGGAGGUGGUGGUGGCAUGAGAGGAACAAGGUUCUCAAGUGGAAUAUUCGGUGAUGAUAUCUUUGGGUCUUUUGGUGAUGGAGGAGGAGGUUCAAUGCAUCAAAGUGGUCCUAGAAAAGCUUCUGCUAUUGAGAAUAGGUUACCUUGUAGUCUGGAGGAGCUCUACAAGGGGACUACCAAAAAGAUGAAGAUUUCUCGAGAGAUUGUUGACAUGAGCGGCAAGACCAUGCAGGUGGAGGAAAUCCUAACAAUUGACAUAAAGCCUGGCUGGAAGAAGGGCACAAAGAUCACCUUCCCAGAGAAAGGGAAUGAACAACCGAAUGUCAUACCUGCUGAUCUUGUCUUCAUAAUUGAUGAGAAACCCCACCCUGUGUUCACUCGUGAUGGAAAUGACUUAAUUAUUACACAAAAAAUUUCAUUAGCUGAAGCACUGACAGGUUACACCGUCCAUCUCACUACCUUAGAUGGAAGGAAUUUAUCCAUUCCAAUCAACAGUGUGAUUCAUCCAACCUAUGAGGAAGUCAUCCCAAGAGAAGGAAUGCCAAUCCAAAAAGACACAACAAAGAGAGGAAAUCUGAGAAUCAAGUUCAACAUUAAGUUCCCAACAAGGCUAACAUCAGAGCAGAAAGCAGGAAUCAAAAAACUUCUAGCUUCCUGAGAUCAACUCUCAAAGGAAAGAGAGCAUGUUCUGUGAAUACACUAUUUAGGAACUAUGAGCAUCAAAAUAGAAUGAGGAAUUGAGUGGUUUUUCGUGAUACAAUUUGUGGCCAAUUUAGUAACGGAUUUUGAUAUUCUCUGUCUGCUGCUGAGCAUUUGAGAAUUGCUGUCCUUUAACAUAGGUGAGUGUAUGUCUUUCUUUCGGAUCAUAGUUUGUCCUAAAUUUUAAGGUGAUAGCUCAUAAAUAUAUUCAAUAUCUGGUUGGAGUAUUCAAUAAAACAUGAUUCCGAUGAUUAAUGUUGGGAUCUUUUAUCCCCUUAUUGAUUUAA